AUGACCAACUUCGACAUCAAAAUCGUCUCGGACACGGUCUGCCCAUGGUGCUACAUAGGCAAGAAGCGGCUGGAGAAGGGCAUCGCCGCAUACAAGCAAAAAUACCCAGAUUCGAAUGACACCUUCUCAACUACCUGGUACCCCUUCUAUCUGAUGCCUGACGCGCCCAAGAACAUCGACAAGAGGGAGUUCUACAAAGCCAAGUUCGGUGAGGCUCGCACGCAGGCCAUGUAUCAAUACAUGACGGGCAUUGGAAAAGCAGAAGGAAUCGACUUCAAAUACGGAGGCCGGACUGGUAACACGCGUGAUUCGCAUAGACUCGUCCAGCUCGGUAAACAAAAGGGUCCGCAGAUGCAAACCCGCGUCAUCGAAGAGCUCUUCGCUGCCUACUUCGAGAACGAAAAGGACAUCACCUCGCAAGACGUCCUCGUCGAAGCCGCCGUCAAGGCCGGGCUCGACAAGGCCGAGGUUCAAGACUGGCUUUCAAAUGGUAAAGGCGGGCCUGCAGUCGACAAGGAAGUCCAGGACGCGUAUGCAAAGAACAUCCAUGGCGUCCCCAACUUCACAGUGAAUGAUUCGGAGGAAGUGGGUGGUGCGCAGGACCCAUCUGCAUUUGUGCAGAUUUUCGAACGCAUCAAGCGCGCGGGAGGUGCUGCGGGAGGCGCUGUUAGCUCUGGCAACAUGUGCUAA
Molecule: messenger RNA, 690 nt
Organism: Periconia digitata
Lineage: Eukaryota; Fungi; Ascomycota; Dothideomycetes; Pleosporales; Periconiaceae
Source: the annotation of a GenBank genome assembly